Messenger RNA from Topomyia yanbarensis, 4454 nucleotides. RefSeq names its product low density lipoprotein receptor adapter protein 1-B-like. The transcript has 4 exons. The record is from RefSeq and is a predicted model, not a curated record. Bases 824 to 1636 code for a protein of 270 amino acids. Lineage: Eukaryota; Metazoa; Arthropoda; Insecta; Diptera; Culicidae.
UCCUCGAGCGGGACGGACGCGCUUUUGAUCUUCCCUUCGUCUAAAUUCUCGGUACAAUGUGCAUUCGAUCGGGAUUCAUCGUUCCUGUUCUGAUCUAGUUUCGGUGUGCAAAUUUGUGUUUGACUUAAUCUGGCUAUUUUUGUGACUAAGGCUUACGCCAUCGUUACGUCACAAACUCCAUCGGUGGUGAUUUAAAGCAGGGAAACCGCGUGCAAUUUUGCGUUUGUUUUCGCAAUUCAAUGCGUGUUGGUUGCUACUUUAGUUCGCGUAACAGUCGUGUGAAAAGUUUAGUAGAUAGUUUUAUUGAAACGCUUUCAAAUAGCAAGGAAGACUCCGCUAUCCAGCCAUCAAUCAUCUCUUGGAAAAGCUCUGCGUGCAUGAACCUCUUCGUUAACUGCCAGUCAACCUUUGCCGCAUCCAUUUUUCCUGCAGCAUUAUUUGGCGCGAUUAAUUAAGUCAAUAAAUUAAAAGUGAAACUCUCGUUUGGAGAGACGUUCAUCCACACGUUAGUUUGCGAGGCCACACUGACUUUGAGGCACAAGCCGGCCCAAGUAAGGGAGCCUCGGUGGUCGCUAAUGAUCGAUAGUGCAUAAAAUCGGUGCAAUCACAUAAUACGGCAUUGCAGGUAGCUGGGCAAAGUAUGUUACAUCGAGUACUUGUUGGAAGGGUAUAAUCGAACCAUAAUCAAAGGCAACAGAAGGCGUCACGGAGUGAUAGUGUUAUUAUUAAUCGACGGUCCCGCGGCUUGCUGUAUAAAAAUAUCAACCUGCUAGAAGAGUCAAUAACACUUGGACGGAUCUUAUCUUUGAUUCGAGCGUUGGAAAUGGCAUUUUUCAAGAGCAUUUGGAAGAACAACUCAAAACACAAAAAACUUUGCGAGGAACUGGCCCUGGCUAAUAACAUCCGGGACUUUUCGGAUAAUCACGAAGAGUUGGAGGAUGGUUUUGACGAUACGAUUACCUACAGCGUCAAGUAUUUGGGUAACACUACAAUCCCUACCCCUCGAUCAGAUAAUUCUACGGCCGACGCGGUGAAACGAAUCAUAGCUUCUGCCAAAGGAAACAAAAAGUUGCAGCGAGUAACCCUUUCCAUCUCGCCGAAGGGAAUCGAAAUGCAGGAUCCUGCUACGGGAGAAACACUCCUGCAGGUGUCCAUCUACAACAUCUCCUACUGCUCGGCAGACGCUGCGCACGAUCACGUGUUUGCCUUUGUCGGAACCACGUCCAAUCCGGAGACUGAAAUUAAGGAGAUGUGCUUCCGGAAGGCGGCCGAAGAGGUGGAGCUCGAAGGACCGCUCGUGUGCUAUGCCUAUCUGUGUCAGAAGCGCAAAAUGGCUCAAACCGUCACGCUCACUGUGGCCCGCAGUUUCGAGAGGGCCUAUCAGAUUUGGCAAAACAAGCAAUUCCAUGCCGAGCGAAAGAGAAAGGAGCUGGAAAAACUGAACGCUUGCAAUCGAGCGGAAAGUAGUGGCACCAGCAGUCAUUACAGCCAACGGAAAACGACGGGGUCGACGGACGAAGCCGAUAGUCGAAGUUUACUUAUCGAUUUCAACUCGGAUCUUACGGCAGAGAUUUGCUCUAAAGAUCAUCGCGAUUUAUUGCAGAAUACUUGGAAUUCUUCGCAGUGCCAAAUCUGAAUGCUACUAAUGGUUGGAGCCGGAGAGCAAUUUGCUCAAACUAAAUUUGAUUUUUCGGAACUUUGUUUUUGGAUUCUAAAUGAUCAAUAUUUUGUUAGUGAUAAGGGAAAUCUUCGGAUACCCAUUUUUAAAUAAUUAUGAAAUUUGCGCCGCUUCAAAUAAUUGUGAUAAAUUUUUUUAUGACCUGCGCUUUCAAAUAAAUGUAAAGAAAGGAUAUGGUUUUCAUGCUACCGGAGAAACGUUCGAUGUAGUUUUAUCCCACUAGGUCCGGUAUAAGGUACAAAAUGUUCCAGGAAAAUUAAUACUGUAUAAAACACUCAUGAAAUGUUUUGAGUUGUUGAUCUAAACUCCAAUUAUCGCAGAGAACGUGCGAAUUGAGUCUAGUUAAUCUGAUUCAUACAAUACUUUUGACGUCUACUUGAAUGAGUCAUCUCAUGUAUCCAGGUCCGCAGCGUGCGAUGGGCCGGGUUGGCCCUCGUCAAGGGCCAGCCUUAAAGGGGCGCUGAAAUCUUGAUCGGUUUUAAAAAAAAAUAAGUGAGGAUAAAUUAAAAAUGAGUUAGGAUAGGUGCGCCAUUUGAGAUUUUGAUUGAAAUGCGAAAGCGCUCGAAAUUCAUUGUGGGUCUCAAAUUUCUAAGACCAGCAGCUGUUUCGUUCGACUUUGUGUCAGCACUUUCUCGAGCUGUUAUAUUUGGCGACCUAUCAAGAGAAAAAUUUUAUAAGGAAUCUCAUCUGUCAAUAGUUUUUAUGAAAAGUAACGGAUUUCCCCACAUGGGUCGCAGUCUCCUUGAGCCAAGAGUGUGUGAAGAAGUGUCGUGGUGGGUGGCGUAGUUCACUUUUGUAUUUCUACGCAAACGAGUGCUUAGAAAGUUUUUUAAGCUAUUUCACCUUCAUGAUUUUCUACACACUUACCGCACCGGAUCUUAUUGCUACAAUGGCCCAUUUUGUUGUGUUUAGUGAAAAACAUGACGCGCCGUAUAAACUGCAGAUGGCAGACAAAUCUCGUUAAAGAAAAAGCUGACUUUCUCGUUGAACGUCUCCCGAUAUAAGUUUGAAGGGGCGUACAAUUUUGUCCCGUCUUGUGCAAUUGCCCUCACUGGAGAAAGGAGUCCUUGAAACUAUUAACCCCUUCACACCAUACAUGAUCAACUCGAAUCGGUGACUACAUUGUCGAUCUCAACAGCAUGAACGGACAUAAAGAUGCGGUAAUUCUUCAUAAAACACAACUUUCGAGAUGUAUUACGGCUGAAUAUUUCUGCAUCAGUUUUUUAGAAAUCCUUAGAAUACUUAGUUGAUUAUCUUUAAUCCGAAGGAUCAGAAAUAUGGUUCAAUCGAAUUGAAUGUGUAUGAUUUUGAAAGGAAGGUCGGAGUCUUCGGCAACGCAUGUUGAAUUCGAAGAAAGAGACAUAAAUUGUGGGAGAUACACGCAGGUUUUUUUACGCGGUUUUUUACGAGGGUUUUUACGCAGAUUUUCUAAUUAACGCAGAUUUUCCAAUUAACGCGGUUUUUGCAAAAAUAUUCUAAGUCCUUUUGAAUGCAAAAGACUUAGAAUAUUUUCGGAAAGAUGGAAGAGACGCGUCUGGAAGACUCCUUAUGGCCCGCACCCCAACAAUAUGGGUAUUUUCGAAAUGGUCUUGAAAAGUAGGUGCCAGAAAUUGAUUUUUGACGCCAUUUUGAAAUCAAAGAUGGCGACUUCAUGUUUAGCGAAAUUCGCUAUAUCCAAAUCAAUAUGGAUAUUUUCGGAAUGGUCUUGAAGAGUAGGUGCCAGAAAUUGAAUUUUGACGCCAUUUUGAAAUCAAAGAUGGCAACUUCCGGUUUAGCGAAAUUCGCUAUAACCCAAUCAUUAUGGGUAUUUUCGGAAUGGUCUUGAAGACUAGGUGCCAAAAAUUGAUUUUUGACGCUAUUUUGAAAUCAAAGAUGGCGACUUCCGGUUUAACGAAAUUCGCUAUAACUCAAUCAAUAUGCAUAUUUUCGGAAUGGUCUUGACGAGUAGGUGCCAGUUAUGCGAAGGAUUUACUUCGAUUCGUAUUAAAGUUCGACAGAGAAUGCGCUAAAAUUGCUAACGAAAAAAGCAGUUUUUUCCACACCGUGUUAUAAAAAUAAAUCUUCAUAAAAAUUUAUCAGCUUAUGUAGAAUGUUACAGUACUGUUGAUUGAUUUUUAUGAAGAUCUUACACACGGUGUGGAAAAAACUGCUGUUUUCGUUUUCGAUUUUUGCCCAUUCUCUGUUCAACCUUAAUCGUUUUGGCCCUUAUUGCGGGUAUCACUUCGCGGUGUAAACGAAGUGAUCAACACCCUAUUCCGGGUGUCACCUUCGUGAUAAAAUGUGUAGAGUUCAUUCGAAGUGACAACUUGAAUGCACAGUUUAUAGAGAACAGUUGCGCAAAGAGUGAAGUCCAAAAAAGUCUACCUAUCGAGCACAAUUGGAAUCCAUUUCUGAUACCUCUGCAGCAAAGCUGGAUUCUAAUUUUGCUCGAUAGGUAGACUUUUUUGGCUUCACUUUCUGCACACUCUUUGCGUACCUUUAUACUAAGGCCUUUGCUUGAAUGAACUCGGUAUUAUUAUGAACGUCACGUCACGAUCACUUUGUCGAAAAAAAUGACACUACCUGUGUAUUUUUUCCACCAUCAUUUUCAAAGGUGAAACAGUCACUUAAAAUGAAGAGAGUUUAAAAUUUGAAUUUUGUUUUGCUUUUUUUUAUUAUUACUUUGAAAUAUUUUAUGCUGUUUAACCAGAAAUAGACAAACAAGAGAAAAUUUGUGUGAUUUGUAGAUUUUAGGUUGAAGAAUCCUGAAGUAGUUAGGGGAGGCCGGUUUGCUUGA